Molecule: messenger RNA, 1640 nt
Organism: Lolium perenne
Lineage: Eukaryota; Viridiplantae; Streptophyta; Magnoliopsida; Poales; Poaceae
Biological process (GO): regulation of flower development
Cellular component (GO): nucleus
Molecular function (GO): DNA-binding transcription factor activity; protein binding
Source: RefSeq, a predicted model, not a curated record
UUUGCUUGGUCUGCCAGCUUCUCACAUCGUUUCCUAUCUUCCUCUUCCGUCUCCCUCUGCAGUUUCCUCGUCGAUACCAGAAGGAGACCAUUUGUUGAAGCAAAAAAAGUAUAUAUUGUUCACGAUCGUCGUCGCCGGGGUUUCGAAUCGACGACGCCAUGCUCGAUGACGAUCAGUCCUUCCACGAUGGCAUCUCGAGCCCCAUAGCAGCGCACAUCCUCGACUUCUGCGACGAUGGCAGUGGCGGCGGCGACCUAUUCGCGGCGGUGAACGCUUCCUCCGACGUGUUCGCCGCCUCCUCGGAGGACGCCUCGUCGUCAUCCACCACCGCCACGCCUCCCCUCUGCAGCCACGGUGGCGACAACAUGUCGUCGUCAGGCGCGGCCACGGCCGCGGCCAACGCCUUUUCUCCCUUGCAGUCCCUGGACUCCACCCUCUCGGCGCUCCUCGAGGACGACCAGCCGCCCGGACCCGACGCCGAGCUCCUCCUCCCCAUAGACUACGCGUUUGGUGCGGACGAGACCCAGCGGGAGCAGCAACAGUUUAGUCAAAUGGUGCUUUCGGCGGCGGCCGCGGCAGAGCACCACCGGCCGGCGCUGCAGACGCAGAUGAGCAGCACGGCGUCCGACCUCAUGCAGCUCGCCUCGGGAUACACCGACGAGUGCUUCGCCGCGGCGUUGGCCGGAGAGUACAUGGGGCUGGACGAUACCGCCCUGUGCCAGCAGCAGCAGCCUGGUGGUGCGAUGCUCCCGUCGGCACUGGGUGACGCGGCGACGCAGGGGUGCUACGCGGCGACGCAGGGAGGUUUCUUCGGCGGCAGCGGCUGUGCCGGCACGGUGAUGUCGAUGAUGCUGGGGAUGGAGGAGAUCGGCGAGUACCAGAGGAUGAUGGAGGGCGCUGGCGCGCUGGUAGACGCCGACGCCUCAGCACAGAUGGCAUUCCCUGCCGCCUCGGAGAUGCAGAUGGGAAGCGGGAGCACCGGGCAGCUGCCGGCGUCGGCGUCGGCGGCGGGGGCAGAGAGCUCGAGCCUGGAGGACACCAGCUUCAAGGCCGCCCGCCUCUCCGUCGAGGAGAGGAAGGAGAAGAUCCACCGGUACAUCAAGAAGAGGAACGAGCGCAACUUCAGCAAGAAGAUCAAGUAUGCGUGCAGAAAAACCUUGGCGGACAGCAGGCCACGCGUCCGCGGGAGAUUCGCCAAGAACGACGAGUACUGCGAAUCAUCAAGGGCGAUCGGAUCACAGAAUCACGACGAGUACGAUCAGAUGAUUGGCGUGAAGGGAGAAGACAUGCUUGACCCUGAGGCGCUGGCGCACAUCACCGGGAUGAGCUCCUACAUGUACAACCACACCGUGGAGUCGUGGAUAUAACUGAUCACACAACAGAAGAUCGUUAAUUUCUUCCCCUCCUAUUUUGCAUGUGCAGAUCUUAACAGCAUGUUUUAACUAAAUUUUGUGGCGUGAAAUAAUUUUGUAGCUUUCGAAGGGCUGAGUUGAAUUUACCAUGUAGAGUCGAUCGGCCGUCUGUUGUGUCAGACAAUUCUGCUUUUCACUUGUUGCAGUUGCACUUCAUUCUUUCAGGUGAAUGCAUGUGAGGUUUUUAGAGUUUGCAGAGGAGUUAAUAGAAACACAGAUUUGAUCAUA